GUUACGAGUAGAGCACAAUACACGUCAGGUUCUUAUUUUGAUUCGUGGAGGGGGCUCACCUCGAGGAAACGGGUGGCCAAUUCGAAAGGAUUUGCCAGGAAAGUGCAGGAUACAGAUCUCCAAACACAGAUUAAACAUGAUACGCGCUGAAAAUGGAGAUGUUGUAUAUUUGGAACAGUUAAAAAACCCGAUAGAGAGUGACGCGACAGAGAAGGCAGUGUCAAAAAAGUGCGAGGGGCAGCUGUCUUCAGUAAAGGCAAACAGCUGUUCGUCCUACAAAGGUGCAAAUCGUACGACAGAAAUGGCGCAAGAGGACAAUAAUCUGUGCUGGAAUAAUCUGCCCAGCAUUAUCCUACAGGAAAUAUACUCAUAUUUAUCUCACAACUGCCGGUUACGAGUAUCUCAGGUCUGCAAAAAUUGGAGAUAUGCUCUGUUUCAUCCUCAUUUUUGGAAAAAGAUCACAUUUGUUUUGAAAGAUGAAGAAAGUGCAUCAUGGUCUCGAUAUUUGGCAGACAAUUUUGAACUUAGUGUGCAAGAAGUUACAAUCAUCUGUGAUAUAUCAAAUUAUUGUGCAAAAGAAACAUUAGCCCUCUUGAGAAAACUAAAACAUAAUAGACAACUUCGUAAAUUGUUUUUGAAACCUAGCAAUAGUACCUUUGAAUGUGAAGAUAGUACAAAAUGCACUAAAGAAUUGGUAUCUUCUCUUAUAAACAUUAUAAAAAGAUCUGAUCAUUUAGAAGCUUUGAGUUUGGGAUGCAUAGAAGAUUUAACAGGAAAUGCCAGACUAAUUCUGGUACAUUUACGUAACUGCCAAGCAAAGCACUUAACAACUCUUAGUUUGGCAUCUGUUAAAGAUGAUCCUGAUGAUUACAAUGCUUUGAAUUCUGGUUAUGGACAUAUGUUCAAUUCAUUCGCUAGAUUAUCUAUUUUAACAUUGGAUUAUGAGUUCCUAAGUGAUUCUUUACUAAAAGCAUUGAAUAGCGGUACAAUGGAAAGACUUGUAAUUCACGUGCAUGGUUGGCAUUAUCAGUAUACGGGACCAACUGAUAGUAGUUGGCAAGUUUUUGUUCAAAAAAAUCCAAAAUGCGAGUUGCGAUUAAAUCUUAUACACUCUUAUGUUGGAAUUGAGAAAUUAGAUACAAAUAUACUUCGUCCUUCCAUGCCUCUUACACAUUUGAAAGUAUUAUUUUGUGAAACUGUUAAUAUCAGAGCAUUGCAUCGGCUAUCCAGAUGGUAUUCACGUACUUUAAAAUCUUUAAUAUUAAUUGAUUCAGUGCAACCUACAACAAGAAAUAUGCCAGCAACAUAUGAUCCAAGUUAUCCUCAUAGCCCUGAUCCAUUAGUAUUAGUUGCAUGGAAAUGUACUAAGCUUGUGGAAAUUGUAUUAUUAGGCCACAAAUAUCAUCAGGAAAACUUAUUAGCUAUUGCACGUCUUCGGGGACAUUCGCUUAAGUCAUUAGUAUUUGCACAAAGAUUUAUUACAUCUGGCAUUGAAUCUUGGUAUAAGGCUGAAACUAUCACACAUGAAAUAAAAGAAAUAAUGGGAAGCCAAUGGGAACCAUUGAGUGAUGCAGAUUUACCUACAGUUGUUAAAAAUCCUCUUGAUGGUGAUAGCAGGGAAGUUAUCAUGCCAUUGGUCCUUCGUGACCAAAAGUAAAUUCUAAUUUAUACCAAGAAAAGAUUACUCCCCGAUAUCGUACGCUACCGAUCAACAUCAUCAACAAUUUCUGGGCGAGCUACAUUCUCAGAAGUAAAGUUAUAAAGUUAUAUCCUUUAUUUUUCUAUAAGAAUUGUUUUUACGAGAACUACGGAUGUAACAUCAAAUGGUGGACAUGUAUAAAUUCGUAGUUUAAAGUCAGUAAUUGAUGGAUGCAAUAUUACCUGUCAGGUAAGGAUCACACAGUUCCAAUAUAUAAAUAGCCAGGGUAAAAACGCACAUAAGUUCUCCUUUACAAUGAUUUUAUUAAUUCUCAUGAGAACGCGACAAGCCAUAGUUAAGAACGUCUUUCUUGAUUCCGUAAUGCGAAUUAUCUAAAUUAAGUAUGAAUCAUGCCUAUUUUUAUUUACCGAAAUAGAUUGAAACAGUUUUCGUUGGUUUUUCCAUGGAAAACUCCUCGUGAGGCAGUUAGUUUAUGGUUAAUAGUGGUGGUUUCAUAACGAUCAAAAUAAGAAAAAUGUAAUAUUUAAUGAUCGUUCCUCUCAUCAAUGAAUAUAUUAAUGGAAAAAAAUAUUAUAUACGAGUAUAAUAAUAUUCUUGAUAGAUAUUAAGAAUAAAACAUUACAAGACGAUACGAAGAAGAAGGCCUCAUCAAAAUGGACCUUCGAUGUGUCAUAUACUUGUUGAUAUCAUGGAAAAACAAUUAAAAAAAUAUGUUACUAUCAAUGAGAGCUGAUCAUCGUAUCAAACAAGAAAUGAAAGAGAGGCUAAACAAGAAAAUGGAUUGAUCUCACGAUGUUCCACAGGAAAGCAUAACGAAAUUCCAAAUAUAUGUAAGUAGAAACAUGUUAACAAAUAUUUUUCCAAUUUUAUGGGAAAUAUAUAUCAAAGCGAGCGCCAAGAACAUGCAGUGUAAGAAAGAAUAAGUAAAUGAAAAAAUAAAUAUUAACUUCGUGGAAGAUUGUUUGCAAUCGAGUUGCACAGAUAAUACAAAGAUGCACUCACAAAUAAGAUGAAUAGCGAUCCGAGGUUAUUUUUAGUACCAAAACCAAUCGGACGCUUUUGUACAAAUAUUAAAUGAAUAUAUGUCGAAAAGAGUACGGUUAAUCUAGUGGUACAUUUGAUGGUAUCAGUUAAAUACACAUCAAACAUAUACAUCAAGCAUUCAUAUAUCGUGUAGUAAAAAAAGGGAGAUAUUGAUGAUAUUAAUAAAAAGAACUGUGUGAUCUUCAAGUACCAUUUUUUCACCGUACUCUUAGCGACCGUUAAAAACGAACACAAUUAUAGUUUAUCUAUAAAAACAAAUCAGAGGAAUUAGCUGCUAAUCGUGUAUGUGUAUAUGUAUGUAUAUCUGUAUUAUCUAUCGAAUUUUAAACGUUAAUAUUCGGAUGCCGCAUGCAUCUAUUUCUAUCGUGCGAUUAAUAAUAACGAUUUCGAAAGUGAAAAGUACGAAAAUUAAAGAAAAUCCAUAACACAAAGAAAAAUACCAAAACAGCACUCGUAUACAGUUUAUUAUUCUGAGAGGUUAUUUACUUUUUUCGAGUCCUUGUAUAAUUAUUACAUCGUCGUCUAUUGUACUUGUAGUCAUGUGUACCAUUGUUUUUUAUAUAUGAUUCUGUACAUAUGCGUUUAAAAUAUUAGACACGCGCAAAUAGCUAUUACGGAGUUGCGCCCGAAUUUAAAACAAAAAAAAGAAAAGAAACGAAAAAAAGAUGAAUGAUAUGAAGAGAAAAACAAUAUAUAACUGUUUAUCUGAGAAAAUAACAAAAGUAAAUCGAUUGAGAGCUAGGCACAAAUAUGAGAAAAUUAUUUCUUUAAACGAUUUAAAACUGUUAUACAAAAUGAAUGGGCCUUAACCCUUUAACAUGAAAACGGCCGGAGCUGGGUCAAUUCUAUUUUCAUGAAAAUUACUUUCUUUUAUUAUAUAUAUUAAAUAUAUAAAACAAUUUUAACAGUUAUUAUAUUCAUUUCUACUUAUCAUUA
Apis laboriosa (Himalayan honeybee) is the source of this 3640-nucleotide messenger RNA. RefSeq names its product F-box only protein 33. Gene Ontology annotation, molecular function: protein binding. The transcript has 6 exons. Gene Ontology annotation, cellular component: SCF ubiquitin ligase complex. The coding region runs from base 137 to 1657 and encodes 506 amino acids. Lineage: Eukaryota; Metazoa; Arthropoda; Insecta; Hymenoptera; Apidae. The record is from RefSeq and is a predicted model, not a curated record. Gene Ontology annotation, biological process: positive regulation of protein ubiquitination; SCF-dependent proteasomal ubiquitin-dependent protein catabolic process.